This is a messenger RNA of Nicotiana attenuata, 3882 nucleotides long. Its product is annotated as pentatricopeptide repeat-containing protein At4g01400, mitochondrial. NCBI's taxonomy places the organism in Eukaryota, Viridiplantae, Streptophyta, Magnoliopsida, Solanales, Solanaceae. The record is from RefSeq and is a predicted model, not a curated record. Bases 1841 to 3277 code for a protein of 478 amino acids. Gene Ontology annotation, molecular function: protein binding. The transcript has 2 exons.
UCUUCAUUCUUUUCUAUCAAAACUGAAAUUAUAGAAAUUACUACUACUAUGUCUAUUACUAUACUUGGGCCGCUUGCCUCCUAGGCUCUGCUUCUCUUUGGCUUCUGCAUCGGACCUGUCGAAGUCCUCUAUCAGUAACAAUCAUCAAUUCAGCUUACUGGCUUAGGCAGAGAGCAAAGAAAGAUGUCUAAUUGGUCUGGGGGGGAAAAAGAGAAAUGAUAUCAUGGGUAUGAAGUAAAAGUAAAAAUCUUAGCUUACAAAAUUUAGUCUUUGAUGAAAGUGCAUUUGGAUCCUGAUUGAUACAUGCAUGUUAGAUGUUCGACAAUAUGUUUGUCUCAGAAUGGUUUUGGCCUUUCUACUGUAGAAAGUUUUAUCUAUUUUUAGGAUGAUUUUGUGAUGCCUCUGAACUGGGAUGAGAAACAUAACAGAAAUGGAGUUUCGGGAUUUCUUCCUUAUUUUUGUGUGAGCUUGCUCACAUUGCCGGUCCCAAGCCCGGAUAAAUGAGGAGGGUUGCGGUAGACUGGUAGCCUACAUAAAACUAGCCAAAUAUUGGCCUGAGAUGAGUUUAUAUGGAGUAACAUGGUCAGUGGGCGCCAACUUAUUUAGGAUUGAGGCAUACUUGUUGUUUGAGUUUUUUUAUUCUUGAGGUUAAUGAGGCUUUCAGCAUUUUUCGGUUACUCAAAACUCAUGGAUAACCAACAGUAUAGCUAUUUGUAUGUGGAUAUUUCAAAUUCUAUUUAGCCACUCUUAUGCUAUAUCCAAAUUGAACUCUAUGCUUGUGCUUUAAUCUUUUUCUGUUUCUAGGGUGGCCAUAUCUCCAAUUGAUGUUUGAGUACUGGAAACAUUACAUGCUUUUCAGGAUGCUAUAGCUCAAUUCAUAACACAUUUGAAUGAUGGACAUGUCAGUCCUUAGUAAGAUUAAGAAAAGUAAGAGUUUGUUGAACCACAAUCAUACCAAGUGAAAACAAAAGGUUGACAAUUGAGGUUACUCUAGUAUAGCUAAUCACUACUAGAUUAGGAUUGAGGCAUAGUAAAGUGGCUCUCAUAUCACCUUCAAAAGGUUGACGGAGAAGGUAAUACUCCUAACUUUUUGUGUAUCGAUGUCCUUAUCGCCCUCUUUUCUAAAAGUAGGCUCCUAACUUUUUGUGCAUCGAUAUCCUUGCCACCCUCUUUCUAAAAGGUAGCAAAAUUUGAGGGAUUCAUUUAUCAACUCAACUCAUACAAGCUAGACAAAGAAAAACAAUGAGGAGGUAAGUGUAACUUUUGGAUUAACUAAAGGAACAACUGAGUGAAAGAACUGGAGGAAGCGAUAAUUAUAAUUAGCUCUUGCUUUUCCCAUUUCCUUGUACACAUCCGUCAUUUCUGCUUUCCUAAGUUUGUACUGGUCCACGUUGAAGCCUCUGCUUUACAAUUCCAUAAGAACCUAUUUCAUCACUCCUCCACUUUUGCAGGAACUCACUUAUCUCUGUAUCAUAUAUGAAUGUAAAAGAUAUGCAGAUGCAUACAUGAAUGUUUUUAACAAGAGAAAUUGGUGAAGUCCGGUCUUGUCAUCUUGGAAAAGUUUUGGCUUUGAUGAAUUUACAGAGCAAAAAUCAAAUUCCCUAUACGGAAAGUGUUUCAGAGAGGAAGAUUGUGCUCCUCUUCUGUAGGAAGAUUUACCUUGCGUUUGGGAAACUUAUCUCUUCAAUGAUACUUUGAGCUGGGGCUUUUUUGAGCAAGUCCUUCUCCUAGACGAGCUAAAGUAGCAAGCCAGUAACCAAAUUACUGGUGCUUCAGAGAAAUCAAAUUUUGGAUAGGCUAUCAGUAAGUCAAGAAAUAAGAGUUUGUUGUCUCAAGAAAGAUGAGACUGCUUUCACAUCACUUUAGCUCCAAGGAUCUAUUGUAUAUGGUCAUGUGCUCUUCUACUUGGCUGUCAAAGGCCCAGCCACUGUCUGCCUUGUGCAAUUUUAAAUGCCAUUAUCGUGAACAACAGCCAGAGCAAGGUAGAAAACAAAAUCAAGCAGGUGAAGAAAAAAAACAGAACAAGAAACAGGGACCUUCUAUUGGCUCUCCAGCUCGUAUCCAGAAGCUUAUUGCUUCCCAAUCAGAUCCACUCCUUGCUAAAGAAAUAUUUGAUUUAGCCUCUCGAGAACCCAAUUUUCAGCACUCAUAUGCCACUUUCCACACUCUCAUCCUCAAGCUUGGCCGUUCCCACCAGUUCUCUCUCAUGCAGUCCGUCCUCUCUCUCCUUAAGUCACAGCAAUAUUCCGUCUCCCCAUCUCUUUUUUCACACAUCAUCCAAAUCUAUGGUGAUGCUGGCUUACCUGACAAAGCCCUUAAAACUUUCUAUACUAUCCUGGAAUUCAAUAUGAAGCCCCUUCCUAAACAUCUCAACCUCAUUCUUGAAAUACUCGUUUCUCACCGAAACUUUCUUCGCCCUGCAUUUGAUCUCUUCAAAUCUGCACAUAAAUAUGGAGUUUUGGCCAACACCACGUCUUACAACAUUCUAAUGCGGGCGUUCUGUUUGAAUGAUGAUUUAAGUAUUGCCUACUCGCUGUUUAAUCAAAUGUUCAAGAGGGACAUUGCUCCUGAUGUAGAGUCAUAUAGGAUUCUGAUGCAGGGUUUGUGCCGAAAAAGUCAGGUGAAUAAAGCUGUUGACUUGCUGGAGGACAUGCUGAAUAAAGGGUUUGUUCCUGAUGCUUUAAGUUACAGCACUCUAUUGAAUAGCUUGUGUCGGAAGAAGAAACUUAAGGAAGCUUACAAGAUUCUUUGCAGAAUGAAAGUAAAGGGUUGCAAUCCAGAUAUUGUACAUUACAAUACAGUUAUUCUGGGGUUCUGUCGAGAAGGUCGCGCUGCUGAUGCCUGCAAGGUCCUUGAGGACAUGCCAUCAAAUGGGUGUCUUCCCAAUUUGGUCUCUUAUCGGACAUUAGUGGGGGGGCUAAGCGAUCAGGGAAUGUAUGAUGAGGCUAAGGAUUACAUGGUGGAAAUGAUGUCAAAAGGCUUCUCUCCACAUUUUUCUGUGGUUCAUGCGGUGGCGAAAGGUUUCUGUAAUGUAGGUAAACUUGAGGAAGCUUGUGGAGUAGUGAGGGAUAUUUUGAGCCACGGCGAAGCCUUACAUACAUCUACAUGGGGAGAAAUUGUAUCCCGGAUCUCUGAAUGGGAUGGUGCUGAAAUUGGGAAUAUCUUGGAGGAAAUUAUUAGAGCUGAGAUAAAACCUGAAACAAGAAUAGUGGAGGUUGGUUCUAGAUUGGGUGAAUACUUGAUGAACAGAAUAAAAAGUAAAUCAAGAAAGGGGUGAUCAUUUCACAGGACAAGUAUUGCUCCUGCUCAAACCUGAUAUAUACAUGUAAAGGAUGUUUACCUUGGAAGAUAGCAAAUGCACAUGAAACCUGGUAGUGUUUAUACAACUGCCCAAAGGAAUCGGGUUAAUUUAGAAUUAUCUUGCUAACUUUUCUGGUCAGUUAAUUGACAUAAUGAUUUUACUAGCACUGUGCAUGUUUGGCUUAAAGUGACAUACUUCAUUCAUGGCCCAUGGUUUCUCUAUCCAAUUCGUGAGGAAGCUGUUGAUUUUUUAAGCACUGGUAUAAGGAAACCUUUGAACCGAUUGUAAGUUCAUUGUUAGAGAUACAGAGAAUGAGAUGCACCUGGGGAGAUCGUUGUGAUUUGCAUAGACAUAAACAUCUGGAAAGUCCGCGACCGAUAUUAUAUUUGUUGCUCUUUUAGUGCUUGUAAUCACCUUUUAGCCGUUUCUAGUGUCGGAACUAGGAAUUUGUAUAAUAAGUUAAGAUUUGAACGUGUGACCUAAAACAAUUUAGAAACCCCUUUAUCAUUGUACUAAAUCUCCCUUUACAUCAAGGGGAAUCAAUAGUUUAUACAUUAUGCAUAUAUUAUCAAGGAAAAAAU